AUGGUCGAGUCUCUUCGCAACAACCUGCGUGCCAAAAACAAAUUAGGCUUCAUCGACGGGACUAUUACGGUACCCGAUUCCAAAUCUCCUGAUUUUUCUCAAUGGGGUAUUGUUAAUUCUAUGCUUGUUGCUUGGAUUUUUAAUACGUUAGAUGUGUCUGUGCGUUCUACUAUGCGUUUUCCCGAUAAUGUUAAGUCCCUGUGGGAUGAUUUACGUGAUCGUUAUUCCCUUGGUAAUGGUCCUCGUAUUUUGGAGUUAAAAAACCAAAUUCGAGAUUGUCGACAGAAUGGUCGGUCGGUUGCUAUUUAUUUUGGUGAAUUGCGUCAGUUGCAAGAUGAAUUGAUGUCUUACUGUAAACUUCCUGUUUGUACGUGUCUUGCUGCAUCUGAGUAUAUUCGUCUUCAAGAAACCGAACACUUGCAUCAGUUUUGUUUGGGUUUGGAUUCCAAGAAAUUUGGAACGCUUGUUUCUGGUUUGCUCAUGCAGGAUCCCCUUCCUUCCAUCAAUGUGGCUUAUGCGAAAAUCAUAUCUGAUGAAAGGAAGCAGUUAGUUUCGGCUUCCCACGAGCAGACCUCGGUUGACGCUGUUGGUUUUGUUGCUUCGUCAUCUACUGCUGCACGUUCCUCUAGUCUGCCGCAGGGGGAUGAACGUGUAUGCAGCCACUGUGGUCGCAAAGGCCAUCUCAAGGACACUUGUUACGAGAUAGUGGGCUGGCCUGCUGGUCGCGGUCGCGGGGGACGUGCUGGCAGGGGGGUCGUGGUCGGUCUACUGCGCGUGGAGGCUCGCAAUUUGCGGGUAAUGUUGGUGGUAGUCCGCGACCUUCCUCUUCUUCUGUAAGUGAUGUUGAUCGAGCUAGCACACCUACUCUUAGUGAUGCACAAUUCCAUCAACUCAUGGGUGCUCUCAAAGGUGUUCAAGUGUCUUCUUCUUUCCGAAAAAUUGAGUGGACCUUACCUUGACGAACCUGAUUGGAGCGGGAGUGCGGUCUAAUGGGGUCUAUAUUUUCAAGCCAGUUGGUAGUUCGUUGUCUGCAGCAAAUAAAGUGGUCAAAUUGGAUGAUUUGAGUCUCUUGUGGCAUCGUCGUUUAGGUCAUCCGUCUCUUAAAGUUAUUUCUAGUUUGCCUGGUUUAGCUGGUUUGUGUUCACAACAUUGUGACCUUGAUUGUACGAUUUGUUUUAUGGGAAAACAACCUCGUAACUCUUUUUCUUUAAGUACGAGUAAGGCUGUAGGCAUUUUUGAUUUGAUUCAUUGUGAUAUUUGGGGCCCUAAUAAAAUUCUUGCUAGUUGUGGUGCU
Beta vulgaris subsp. vulgaris (sugar beet) is the source of this 1294-nucleotide messenger RNA. RefSeq lists its product as uncharacterized. The coding region runs from base 1 to 837 and encodes 278 amino acids. The transcript is spliced from 2 exons. The record is from RefSeq and is a predicted model, not a curated record. Lineage: Eukaryota; Viridiplantae; Streptophyta; Magnoliopsida; Caryophyllales; Amaranthaceae. Gene Ontology annotation, molecular function: nucleic acid binding; zinc ion binding.